AUAUUGAAAAUCUACAGUUCACGUUACAUAUAUAAUAGAUUUUUAGUACUGGCAGUGUAUGUACAUUACAUAUAUCGGAACACAGUCACGAAUACGUAGUACUUCAAUUCUAAAUUGAGAAUUCACAAGCGAAAAGGAAGAAAAAAAGGGGGAAAAGUAAAGAAUCGACGUAGGCGGAAAGUGCGAAACUGCGGAGGGACGAAGCAUGGUGUAAAAGAUAAUACAUGAGACGAAACACAGAGCUCGUGGUAAUGUGGGGCGCCCGUGCCAACCGCACGGCCCUGGUUUUCUGGAAAUCGUCAGUGGUCCGGGGCCAUUAAACGCGUUAUAUGUGUCUUGCAAUUUGAUCCCGCAGCGCUCGGUGCGGUGCCCCGAUCGGGGAGUAAUUUACACGAAUUUCUGGGCAUCCAGAUCUCUGUACGACCAGACCUCUCGGGUUCUUUCUCACGCCCGAUGCCACUGUCGUCUCUCCGCUCUCGUCGCGCAGCAUCCGACACUCGUCGUGCCGAACGUCGACGGUCACCAGGAAGACGGAGUGCGCGUACACGGCAUUGUCUUGUUCAUUCUUCGGGUUCUUCGAAUAAAUAAAUGCAAGUUUCUGAGUAAUGCAGGGCAUGAUGCCAGUUAAGACAAAAUCACGUGUUCCCGAAAAUAUGGGGGUCACAGGUGGACUGGUGGAUGCCCGAGCCAAACAAGUUCUAAGAGAAGCGGUAGAUGCAGUCGUUAAUAGCUUUGCGAAGCAUAGUCAAGGUUAUGGCAGAGUAAAUGUCGUGGAGGCAUUGCAAGAAUUUUGGCAGAUGAAACAAGCCAGAGGAACAGAAUUGAGAAAUGGCGCAUUAGUUAUUUAUGAAUCUGUUCCUGGUGCCAAUCCACCUUAUGUUUGCUACGUAACACUUCCUGGAGGAUCUUGCUUUGGAAGUUUUCAAAAUUGUCCUACAAAGGCCGAAGCGCGCAGAUCUGCCGCAAAAAUUGCACUAAUGAAUUCUGUAUUUAAUGAGCAUCCGUCGCGAAAAAUUACUGAUGAUUUUAUUGAAAAAGCAGUUGCAGAGGCACGGGCUAGUUUUGCGAAACCUUCAGCAACAUCAAACGGAGUUGGUAGCCAACCACAAGGAAGUGGUGAUGAGAAAGAAGAUCCAAACACAGGUAUAGGUGCGUUUCGUUUCAUGUUGGAGUGUAAUCGUGGAAGAACGAUGUUGGAAUUCCAAGAGCUGAUGACAGUCUUUCAAUUGCUUCAUUGGAAUGGCUCUUUAAAAGCUAUGAGAGAGAGACAGUGUAGCAGACAGGAAGUAGUCGCGCAUUAUAGUCAUCGAGCAUUAGACGAUGAUAUGCGUAGCCAAAUGGCGUUAGACUGGGUUGCUAGAGAACACGAAAGCGGUGGCGGGAUCGUGGCAAUGGAAUUGGCCUUAGCCGAGCGUGAACUUGAAACUGCGCGAUUAGCGGGACGAGAACUUAGAUUUCCAAAAGAAAAGAAAGAUAUAUUAAUGCUCGCACACGCGCAGGUCUGUCCACAGUGAAUUCUAACGUAAAUGUUACUAAGAUAAAUAAUCCACAAGACUGGUUUUUCGCAAGAAACGAUAAGUUGAAAGAAGUAGUUUCUUGAAAUUGUUUUAUAAAGUCUGUUUUACUUCAUUUUUUAAGAGCCUAACUUUGUGGCACGAAAAGUAUUCCGUCCUUUUUAUAAAGUGUAUCUCUUUAUAGAA
Molecule: messenger RNA, 1700 nt
Organism: Solenopsis invicta (red fire ant)
Lineage: Eukaryota; Metazoa; Arthropoda; Insecta; Hymenoptera; Formicidae
Gene: lft
Product: protein limb expression 1 homolog
Exons: 4
Coding region: 606-1514 (302 amino acids)
Biological process (GO): autophagosome maturation
Cellular component (GO): cytoplasm
Source: RefSeq, a predicted model, not a curated record